This is a messenger RNA of Cydia amplana, 2135 nucleotides long. RefSeq lists its product as uncharacterized. NCBI's taxonomy places the organism in Eukaryota, Metazoa, Arthropoda, Insecta, Lepidoptera, Tortricidae. Gene Ontology annotation, biological process: synapse organization. Gene Ontology annotation, cellular component: neuron projection membrane. Bases 459 to 1412 code for a protein of 317 amino acids. The transcript has 8 exons. The record is from RefSeq and is a predicted model, not a curated record.
UAUCUAUUUGCUCGUACCGCGAGGUAAGCGGGUUGAGAGAGGGGAGGCAGUAGGGACAGGCGCGUUGGGGUCUCCCCAGCCAGUCGAGGCUGCGGCGUCACACAGAGCGCACUCGCGGCCACCCGUUUAUAAAAUUACUGAACCACCGUGCCAGUGACGUGAUCAGUGCUUGCACAUGCGUGUGUGGUGACCGAGUUGAUUAUAGUGGACGAGUGACUUGUGUGUGUGAUUGCGUGCCACUAAGUGAGUUCGGAGCGAGUUUAAGGACGGUGGUUACUCUGCAAUCUCUGAAAUUGCUUUGGAUGUGACCGCAUAGACUUCUGGUCUAUCAAAGAAAGAUGUCGACGAAAAAAUCGAUAGUACCCAGAACAAUGGAAAGAAUGGGUGUACACUGAAAUUGGACAAGAAAAAAGUAAAAAUGUCGAUUCGAGCUAGCGUGGGUUAAGCAAAAGGAAAAAAUGGCCUUCCAAGGUUUUGCCGGCGAGGUGAUUGGCUUUUUCCUGGCUGUGGCGUUCUGCAUCAUAUGCCCUGAAUAUGUGUCAUCGGCCCAACGAGAGCUCGGCAAGACACCAGCCAACGCCUCGGCGACGGCCGCCCCGGCCGGCUCCGCGGACAACGCCAUCCGACCUGGUGCAGCCGACCCGCGCCCUACUCCCCGCACCGGCCCGUAUUUUGACCAAAUCGCUUCGAAGAACGUCACUGCUCUGCUCGGCAAGACAGCUUACUUGAAUUGCCGCGUCAAGAACAUAGGAAACAAGACGCUGAACAUGCAGGUGUCCUGGGUGCGUCACAGAGACAUCCACCUGCUGACCGUGGGACGCUACACAUACACGAGCGACCAGCGAUUUAGAGCCAUUCACCUUCCGCAUUCCGAGGACUGGACCUUACAGAUUAAAUAUCCACAGCACAGAGACUCUGGCAUCUACGAAUGCCAAAUAUCUACAACGCCGCAUAUGAGUCAUUUUAUUCAUUUGAAUGUCGUUGAACCUACGACGGAGAUCAUUGGCGGGCCAGACCUGUACAUAGACCGAGGCAGCACAAUAAACCUGACGUGCGUAGUGCUGUAUUCUCCAGAGCCACCUGCUUACAUUUUUUGGAAUCACAAUGAUGCGAUAAUCAGCUAUGACUCUCCCCGCGGCGGAGUGUCCGUGGUGACGGAGAAAGGGGAGACAACCACCUCGUUCCUGCUCAUCCAGCAGGCCAGGCCCUCAGACUCGGGCACUUACCAGUGCAAUCCGAGCAAUGCACAAUCCAAGAGUAUCGUUGUGCAUGUGCUUAAUGAAGCAAAUUCGAUUUUUCCUUUAUCAGGUGAGUACCCGGCGGCGAUGCAGCGCGGCGGGCAGACCUUCGCGCCAAUGUCUCCGACACACUGCCUCGUGCUGGCCGCUUGCCUCAUCCUAGCGCUCUCCUGACACAUACCUGCCGACAUUUACAUGUAAAUACAGUUUUACACAGCUUCUACUUUUAACAUUGACGCUUGCAAAAGCCACAUGAAGGCGGAAAGCAAAUGUUAAAAAAAGAAGUGAGAGCAACUAUUUUCUAUUUAAUAGUGUGGGUUGUGUUAUGUAAAAUAUAAUAUUAUAUCCCUGAGCAAGUAGCUAAGCGCUUGUUUAGUACUGAACUGUAUAUAGUAUAUCAUAAGUCAUCUGAGUAUUAUUUUUAUAAUUUUUACUUCUUCUUCUUAAAAGGAGCUUAGCGUUAAGUUUACUUGACUCCAACUAUGUUAAAAAACUUAACUUUAAUUUCUUUAUAUUUCGCAAACAAUAAAACAGAUUUCAAAUAAAUAGAUAAACAUGUGAUCCUGUUAUUAAAUAGAUUAGAAGCAUUUGGAAUGUAUUUCUUUGAGAGAAACCAGGAAGACAGUAUGUACAUAUAAACAGCUGACAAUACUACUUAAAAAUGACAGGAAGUGUUUAGAAAAACUGUAAAUAAUAUAACGAGUAAAAUUAUACGAAUCAUUACAACUAGCUUUACUAUAUCUGUGGUGAGAAGUGUACUGUACAUUUUUAUGUAAGUUUUAGCGAAUGUUUUGCAGAUUUCAAUGAUGUUGUAAAUAAUGUUGUAUAGAAAGUAAGUACAAAGGUACCGAAGAUGAUUAUUUGAAUCGUAUUAAUAAAUCGAGACCUGCGGCAUAC